Messenger RNA from Chaetomium strumarium, 1164 nucleotides. Its product is annotated as major facilitator superfamily domain-containing protein. Gene Ontology annotation, biological process: transmembrane transport. NCBI's taxonomy places the organism in Eukaryota, Fungi, Ascomycota, Sordariomycetes, Sordariales, Chaetomiaceae. Gene Ontology annotation, molecular function: transmembrane transporter activity. Bases 1 to 1164 code for a protein of 387 amino acids. Gene Ontology annotation, cellular component: membrane. The transcript has 6 exons. The record is from RefSeq and is a predicted model, not a curated record.
AUGGUAUUGUCUAGCGUGUCGCAACAUGGUGGUACCCAAGCUUGGCUCACCGUCGCCGGAGGCUGGAUCUGCCAGUUCUGCUUAUCUUGCUUCAUCAAUGCCCUCGGCACAUUCCAGCUCGCCUAUGAGAGGGAGAUCCUGCCCGACGAAUCGUCCUCCAACAUCUCCUGGAUCCUUACCACUCAGCUGUUCCUGAUGUUCUUCCUCUCCCAACCAGUCGGGCUCGGCGUGGACAUGUUUGGCGCGCGUGCGAUCCUCAUACCCGCAUUCAUGUUCUCCGUGGGCGUCCUCGUCGCUCUGUCAUUUGCCACCGAGUACUGGCAGAUCUUCCUGGCAAGGGCCCUGGUGUUGGGAAUCGUCUCGGGCGGCAGCUCAUGUGGAGGUGUCAUCUUCCCUAUUAUGCUAGCCCGCCUCUUCGACCAGAUCGGCUUUCGGGCGACGCUGCGCUACGCGGCCCUCAUGAUCGGCAUCAUGCUCGCCAUCGCCAUCCUUCUGGUCUCAAGUCCGCUCCCGCCCACGGGGCUCGCAGGACGGCGCUCCCUUAUCAGCCUCGCCCUGUUCAAGCGACGAACCUUUCUCCUCUUCGUCUCGGGCUGCUUCUUUGUCUACUGGGGGCUCUUCGGCCCGUUCGACUACCUGCCCCUGUUUGCUUCCGGAGAUCCGGCAACCGCAGAAAUCGCACUCGACACCGUCUCCAUCAUCAACGCCGCCUCCAUACCGGGCUGUAUCCUACCGAAUAUGUAUUCUGACCGGGUUGGUUCCUCUUUCAGGGCCACCUCUGCCUGCUCCCUGCUGUUCGCCAUCUCAACUCUAGUCAUUUGGCUGCCCAUCAGCUACUACAAGUCACUUGGCGGUCUCGUCGUCUCUCUCAUCGUCUUCGAAUUCUCGUCGGGCGCCUUCGUGUCCCUCAUGACGCCUGCGUUGAUCGAGGUGGAUGGCGGUCACAGCCAUGAGUUCGGUGCCAUGCUCGGCAGCUACUUCGCCGUCGUUGCCAUAGCUAGCUUGACUGGUCUGCCUAUCCAGGGGGUAAUUAUGUCCGAUUCUGCAGGCGGUAUUAUCAAGGACUCGGAUCCGGAGCUGGGGUUGGGAUGGCUCCUUCCUUCGUCACAAAGGUUCGUAAGGGGUAACGAUACGUCCAGUACUGUGACCCAGCAAAUAUCUUAA